Molecule: messenger RNA, 3212 nt
Organism: Uranotaenia lowii
Lineage: Eukaryota; Metazoa; Arthropoda; Insecta; Diptera; Culicidae
Product: peroxisomal N(1)-acetyl-spermine/spermidine oxidase-like
Exons: 3
Coding region: 187-1914 (575 amino acids)
Molecular function (GO): polyamine oxidase activity
Source: RefSeq, a predicted model, not a curated record
UUUAUUUUCUCUCCGCAGCGACGAAUCGUUCCGCAGUUUUUCAUCCGCGUAGUGGAAAAAGUUAGUGAAAAUUCGGAAUUUCCCGGUCACAGUGCUCGAUCCGGUCGAAUCUUUCGCGACAGAUCCACUUCCGGUUUGGUGCUUUCGCACUGGGAGUAGGAAAAUCGUGCUUCGUGGCUAGCUAAAAUGGCUCAGCAGCAGCAAACUUCUGCUGGUUCCUUUUCUGCGGGUAGCGAUGGGGAUCCGAAGGGAAAAUCGUUCCAACAGAUGGGUACUCUGAAGAAGAAGUACAAAGUGGUCAUCAUCGGGGCUGGGAUGGCCGGACUUUCGUCCGCUAACCAUCUCGUUAAGAAUGGAUGUUCGGACUUCGCUAUCCUGGAAGCGCGGAACCGUGUCGGGGGAAGAAUCAUCGGAAUCGAUAUGGGAUCGCAGAAGAUCGAGCUGGGAGCCAACUGGAUCCACGGAGUGCUCGGCAAUCCUAUGUUCGAGCUCGCGAUGCAGCAUGGACUCAUCAGCAUCAUUAACAUACCGAAACCCCACAAAAUAGUGGCGGCAACAGAGGACGGCAAACAGGUACCGUUCCAGGUUCUACAGGAAAUCUACGAAGCCUAUGUCUGUUUCCUGAGGCGAUGCGAAGAAUAUUUUCUUUGCCAGUACCUUCCUCCGCCAGAUAUUCACAGUGUAGGAGAGCAUAUCAAUUUGGAAUCGGAGAUCUACUUAAAUAACAUAGACGACCAAAAGGAGAAACAUUUGCGACAGUUGAUAUUUGAGUGUUUGUUGAAACGGGAAACCUGCAUCACCGGUUGUCACAAUAUGGAUGAAAUAGAUCUGCUGGAAUUGGGCAGUUAUACUGAGCUUCAGGGAGGUAACAUUGUGCUCCCUACAGGUUACAGCUCCAUUUUGAAGCCCCUCUGUGAUACUUUACCACCUGAAAACAUAAUACUAUCAUGUCCGGUGAAGACCAUUCACUGGAGGCGAAAAAGCCGGGCUCGAGACAACAAUCAAACAGAAACAAUCCUCGAAGAGGAUGAAGACGAUAUCGACUCUGACGAUUCAGACAAAACGGUGACCGAAGUACCGAUUGGUGGAACAGGAGACUCAAAAAGUGAUAAUAAGAACUCUAGCUUAAAGCAUUAUACGUCAAACGUGCAAAUCGAAUGCGAAAACGGAACAAUCAUUGAGGCAGAUCACGUGAUUUGCACAGUUCCGUUAGGAGUGCUCAAGGAGCAAGGUGAAACAUUGUUCACUCCUAGUUUACCCCAGUAUAAGCUAGAAUCUAUUGAAUCACUCCUGUACGGAACGGUAGACAAAAUCUUCCUAGAGUACGAUCGACCGUUCCUUAAUGCUAAGAUUAGUGAAAUAAUGUUUCUCUGGGAAACCGUUGAACCCGAUGCCGAUGGAGACCAGGAAGAGUUCCUCAAGGCAAACUGGUUCAAAAAGAUUUACUCCUUCUCGAAAGUGUCCGACACUCUACUGCUGGGAUGGAUUUCUGGCCGGGAGGCCGAGUACAUGGAAUCAAUAUCGCACGAAGUGGUCGCUGAAAAGUGCACCGAGAUAUUGCGGAAGUUUCUGCAGGAUCCCUUCAUUCCAAAACCAAAGCGCUGUGUGUGCACCAGCUGGCACGCGCAACCCUAUAGCCGGGGUUCAUAUACGGCCAUCGCCGUCGGAGCGUCUCAGGAUGACAUCGACAACAUAGCCCAGCCACUCUACUCUAGUCCCCACCAGUCAAAGCCAUCGGUUCUGUUUGCCGGAGAACACACGCACUCCAACUUCUACUCCACGGUACAUGGUGCUUAUCUGAGCGGCAGAACAGCUGCCCAAAUCCUACUUACGCCAGAUUCCCCGCAGGAGAUCGUGAUGGAAUCGGACAGCUCGGAUCUCAGCUCCUGGAUCCAGGGCAUUGCAUUGGAGUAGAGGCAGUCGGUGUUUUUCCUAUUCCAAUCUACAAACAAGCCUUUCAACGUUGUAACUCACAAACAUUUGACGGUUUUUUUUCUUUGUUUUAUAUAGUUUAUGUUCUACUUUGGUACGUUUCUAGUUGUUCGUUCCCAAGGGUUGCAUUUUGUAUUCUCCUCCGUAAUGUUCUAGUGUUUUCGUUGUUGUGUUAUUAGUUGUCUACUCACCAGCCCGUUUGUUCUGCUUCCAAGUUUCGAUCAUACUGCAGUCGAAACUUGCGUUUAGUAAUGUUCACGUUUUUUCACGUUUAUUUUUGUAUUCCCUUUUUAUCAAAAGGAUUUAACAGAUUAAGCUAGACUGAAAUUAGAAAUAGGUUUGUAGUAGGAAAGCAACCCGGAGGAAUCCUGAGUUGUAACUUGCGUUUAGUUUACAAAAUCAACGAUAGCAACUAGGAACAACCAUUAUGCAAUAGGUCUUAAACAUUGAAAGAUCCAUUUAUUUAUAAAAAAAUGACAAUGCUUAAAUAAUUAUAUAAUUUCUUUUAGUUUGUUAUGUACUUUCGUUUUUUAUGCUUCUAAAAUUCAAUUCUUUGUCAAAUAUAAAUGUAGUAUUUGUACAAAUACUUCUACAAACUGAGCUCUCUUCCUGCAAUUGCAAUAUCUUCCAAUAGUUUGCAACUAGCACUUUCGUCCAGUUCCUAAUGGUUAUUCCCAUGUUGGCUUUAUGUUUUCCACUGAUUCUAGUCUACAAUUUUCAGUUCGGCUCAAAAAAGGCCUAGGUACCAUAAACGCUUGCUCCAAAAAGUUAAGAAACAUUAUGCAUUUGUAUAGCAGUUAGAAGGGCAGACCACGUUAAAAAAUGUUUGCUUCAAAAACACGCAUUAUAAACAGUACACAUUACACAUAUUCACGUACAAUCACACAAGCAACGGUUACAACGGACAAAGUUUGUAUUAAGAAAGGCUUAAGGCUGGAAGCUUGCGCAAAAUAACGUCGUUUCGCCUUUGUAAAAUAAUCUAGGAGCAGCAAGAGCUUCAAAUAAAGAGAAACUUUGUUGGAAGGAACUCGAGGUUGAAUAUAUCGGUUAUUUCUAGAGAUUGCCAAUUUGUAUAAGAAGCAGUGAUUAGGUGAUGCAACCGACUUCUAGUAGGUUGUAGGUAUUAAGACACGAAACAAUCGGUGCAGAAACAGGCUUUGAACGGAACGCGGUGCGCAAAGCAAAAGAGCAUACCAAAAAUGAAGUUGAAAGAAAAACUAAAUAGUAUUUUGCUAUAAGUAAUAAACAAACACAAAUGAGAUUUCAAUCCAUUCAUUAAA